This is a messenger RNA of Verticillium alfalfae VaMs.102, 912 nucleotides long. RefSeq names its product mitochondrial 54S ribosomal protein MRPL1. NCBI's taxonomy places the organism in Eukaryota, Fungi, Ascomycota, Sordariomycetes, Glomerellales, Plectosphaerellaceae. Bases 1 to 912 code for a protein of 303 amino acids. The record is from RefSeq and is a predicted model, not a curated record. The transcript is spliced from 2 exons.
AUGGCCACCUCCAACCAAUGCCUUGCCUCGAUGGCAAGGCUCUCGCUUUCGGCGGCGACAAGACCCCAGGCAUCCGCCCUGCCGCGGUUCCUCGCCCCAGCCGUAACGCAGACGCGAUGCGCAAGCAAGAACGUUGCCAAAAUCAGGGAGGCAGCGAAGAAGGACAAGAAGAAGAAGAAGCUGAACAAGGACUACAAAUCUUACGAUCCGACCAAGUUUCCGCAAUUUUCUCUCUGCGACGCCAUGAGGUACCUCCGCGCCUACGAGGUCGGCCGCUCUCCCACUCACAUCAAGUAUGAGCUUUCCGUCCGCUUCAAGACGCCUCGCAAUGGACCCUCCGUCAAGGGCCGCAUCCGAUUCCCCAAUCCCGUCAAGACGGGCGACGUCCGCGUCGCCGUCAUCUGCCCCGACGACAGCGAGGUCGCCGUGCAGGCACUGCAGGCCGGUGCUGUUCUCGCCGGUCAGGACGCUAUUUUCGAAGCCAUCAGGAACGACAAGAUUAACUUCAACCGCCUGUUGUGCCACAGCUCGUCCGAGGCGGCGCUCACCAAGGCUGGGCUCGGCCGCAUCCUCGGUCCCAAGGGUCUCAUGCCGAAUAGACGCAUGAAGACCAUUACGGACAACGUCGUUUCGGCUAUUCGCGAUAACACGGGUGCCGACACGUACCGCGAGAAGAUGGGCGCGCUGAGGUUGGCGGUUGGACAGCUGGGUUUCACGCCAAAGAUGCUGGCGGCAAACGUCAAGGCAUUCAUCGAGAGCAUCAAGCAGGACGUGGAGAAGCUGGAGGGCACCCACAAGGAGGUUCAGGAGGUCGUCCUGAGCUCUUCGCACGGCCCCGGCUUCAACCUGAACGGCCUGUUUGAUCCGACGGACGAGAAGGUGACGCCGGCACACCUGUCGCAGGUCAUGUAA